This is a messenger RNA of Xyrauchen texanus (razorback sucker), 3640 nucleotides long. RefSeq names its product homeobox B3a (gene hoxb3a). The transcript has 3 exons. Gene Ontology annotation, biological process: regulation of transcription by RNA polymerase II. Bases 978 to 2231 code for a protein of 417 amino acids. Gene Ontology annotation, molecular function: RNA polymerase II cis-regulatory region sequence-specific DNA binding; DNA-binding transcription factor activity, RNA polymerase II-specific. Gene Ontology annotation, cellular component: nucleus. The record is from RefSeq and is a predicted model, not a curated record. NCBI's taxonomy places the organism in Eukaryota, Metazoa, Chordata, Actinopteri, Cypriniformes, Catostomidae.
UGAUGAAAUAUUCACAAUAAAGAUAGAAUGUUGUCUUUGCCUCGAGCUAGAAACAAGCCGGCACUGAGAACGUAGGCUACUUCCUGGUAAUUUAAUAUUCACCGGUAGAGUAGGAGAGGGGAGAAAUAAAUGGGUCUUCCUUCUAUAGUUGGCUAUUAUACAAUACCAGAGCCUGACACUUAAACCACAAAAGUGAAUCAGAUUCGAGAGAGAGAGAGAGAGAGAUAAAAAAAUCCCUCUCAUCUUCUUUUAUGGAACUUUAUCUUGUCCCGAGCGCCUGCAAUUAGCACAAGUUUUCACUGGUGACGCUGUUUGAUGAGGAUUAACGCUUGCGCCUCACACAUCCAACCAGCUCCAUUAUUUCCAAUAGCUGGAAAGGCCUGGUAUUGACUAUACAAUAAGCCAGCCAAAGACGAACAAAUGCAAGCAAACCCCGGGCCCCGACAUGAGACGGGGAGAUGCUACGGCGAGUCGGGAGCCCAACUCGGAUUAUGAUGUUCAAUUUUGCGCCGUAAAGAAGAGGCGAGGGGAGAUUGAAGGCGAAAUCUGAGGCCAUUGUUAUCUGCGAGCAGGGCGUACCAGUGACAGGGCGGCCAGGAGCAGCGCUGCCUGUCCAUUUACAGCCCCCCUCGCAUACCUCAGAUCUUUCAUGCUAGACCGUCUCCCCCUUUCGCGAACCGAGGGGAAUCGUCCAGCAGCGCCCGCACUCCUCCGCGGGGGCAGCCGUGCUCGAGAUACCCGGUGUAUGAAGCGCGCUGUCUGUCUGGAAUACCGAAACUGCUUUGAGCUUUGGGCUUUUUUAUUGAUUGCAGCGUGGCCGAAUGUGGAAAAUAUGAUGCCUGCCCGUGCGUCUCUCGUCAGAGGCUAAGGUCAGCUUCCAAGAGGCCAUUGGAAAGAGACCGUCACGUGACAUCUAGUGCCAAUGUUCUUCCAGAAGGUCGUCAGGACCCUGGUAGCCGGUAUCUCGACUUUUGGAAAUGCAGAAAACGACCUACUACGACAACUCAACACUUUUUGGAGGUUAUUCGUACCAGGGGGCAAACGGUUUUGGCUAUGAUGCUCCGGCACCAGCCUUCCAGAGCACAGCGCAUCUUGAGGGUGACUACCAAAGGUCUGCAUGCUCCCUACAGUCACUCGGCACCAGCGCACCCCCACAGCCUCAGCAUGCCAAGACGAAAGAGCUUAACGGCAGCUGCAUGCGGCCCAGCCUGCCACCUGAACACCACCCACCCCCCCAGGUUUCCCCGCCUCAGAACCCUGUAAACAUUGCUGCCUCAAAUGCCACCCAGCAGCCAGGCGGUAGCAGUAGUGGUGGUGGUGGUGGCAAUGGGGGCACAGCCAAAUCAUCAUCCAAGUCAUCUUCUCUAGCCUCAAACCCAGCCCUCAACAAGCAAAUCUUUCCUUGGAUGAAGGAGUCACGUCAGAACACCAAGCAAAAAAACAGCUCCCCCAGUGCAAGCUCUGUUAACGCGGAGAGCAGCGGUGGUGAGAAAAGCCCUCCGGGUUCUGCAGCUUCUAAGAGAGCACGCACAGCUUACACCAGCGCACAGCUGGUGGAACUCGAGAAGGAAUUUCACUUCAACCGAUACCUGUGCCGGCCACGGCGUGUGGAGAUGGCCAAUCUACUCAAUCUUAGUGAGCGGCAGAUCAAGAUUUGGUUCCAGAACAGGCGAAUGAAGUACAAGAAAGAUCAAAAGUCAAAAGGCAUUGGCUCUUCCUCAGGGGGGCCAUCCCCUACAGGAAGUCCCCCCCUCCCGAUGCAGUCUUCAGCUGGUUUCAUAAACUCCAUGCACUCGAUGGGCAGUUAUGAUGCUCCAUCCCCACCAUCUUUCAACAAGCCCCAUCAAAAUGCAUAUGCCAUGUCAACAGCCUAUCAGAACCCAAUGAAGGGUUGCCCACCACAACAAAAGUAUGGAAACACUGCUCCGGAUUAUGACCCACAUGUGCUACAGAGUAACAGUGGCACCUAUGGGACACCAAACAUGCAGGGUAGCCCUGUGUAUGUAGGAGGCAGCUAUGUUGAUGCCAUGCCUGCCACUGGGCCUUCUAUGUAUGGUCUCAAUCACCUACCACACCAUCAGUCGGCUAGCAUGGACUACAAUGGAGCCACACAGAUGUCUGCGAACCAGCACCAUGGACCGUGUGACCCACAUCCAACAUACACGGAUCUGUCUGCGCACCAUCCUUCUCAGGGUAGAAUCCAAGAAGCACCCAAGUUGACUCAUCUGUAGCAGGUUUGGACAUUAAAAAAACUGAAAAAGAAAGAAAAGAUUAAAGGAAGACAAACAAAACAGACUAACCCAUGGGGCGAUGCAAUGAGGUUGAAAAAGAUGAUCCAGUGGUUACUUGCCAUGACUAGAGCACCAAUUUGUGUCAACGUUGUCCUUACAUUCAUAUGUGAACAUACCGAUUUUACAUGAAUUUUGUAUCCAUAGGUCUAAAUACCCCUUUAAAGUGAUAAACUUCAUUAAAGGUGCAUAAAAAUGGCUAGUUUAUGCCAAGGAAUAGAUUGUCUAGCUAUAUGACCUCAUUACAUCAUUGUAAACGUUUCUGUAUUUCUUCAGCAUUGUUGCAGCAUUCCUCACACUUCCGGUUCUAUGGAGGCUGGUACGGUUUAGGCUACAUUUAAAGUUACUGCAGAUGCAAGAAAACCACUGGAUUGUUUUCGUCCACUACCCUUAUUUCACAUACCUCUUCUUUAUAAACGUCUCACUCACCAGUCAAUUUCCAAUUAAUUUGUUCCCCCCCAAAAAACAAACAAACAAACAAAAACAAAAAAACAGCAAACUGCGCCUUGUCUUUAGCAGGAUACAUUGAUCAAGAUGUUCAUCUCUUUAUCUGCUUUAAAGGGUUGAAGUCUGUUUAAACUAUGCUACCAACCCCUAUUAUUUAUAAGUAAAUAUACAUUUGUUAUGGCUUUUGACACAGGGUAAAAAGAAAUGAAUUGUUGAGAAUUCUAGUAAAUUCAAGCUCAUCCCCUCAUUCUCAACUCACUGCCCCUCCCCUUCCCGCUCCUCAAACUCUUUCCCCAGUUCUCUAUCUUUCCCAAUCGUUGGGUUUGCCUACAUUAGUCUAAACUAAUACGAAAGGCCCAUAUUUUCUCAUGUCUUGACUUAACGUGGAAACAGGGUAUAUUUGAACAAAAAUGCAUGUCCGGGAAACCGAGCUAUGCGCUCUCGUCUGGGCACCAUUGUUGCACUUAGAGUUUACAUUUAAUGGGUGAGGAAGAAAAGUAAAUCUUAUUUUAAAUCGGAAGGCCUUCAAUCAGCGUCUUUCGCUAAGUGUGUUCAAGUGAACAUUCAUAAAUAUAUAUUUAUUUGUAAUAGCCAGUUUAAAUACUUUCUUUUUUGUAUUAUUUAUCCCCAUGUAUUUAUAUCGAUAAAAUGUACUUUUUUAGUAUCUACCUGUUAUAAAAAGACGUUGUGUUCUUGUCAUUGUAACAAAUUAAUUUUAGUUCUUGUAUUUUAGAGAUAUGUAGGUUUAUGUUACCCUUGUAUGAAUAAUGUCUUCACUUGUACAGGGGGCGCAAGAACGGAAUCAACCCGUUCCUGCAUAGUCGAGGAUUAGCGAUUAUAGCGAAACAUUUUGAGAAAUUCAUUUGUCCUUUGUAACUACUUUUAUUUCCUUGUUAAGAGUUGGU